AUGGCAUCAUCAUCAUCAUCAACAUCAACAACAACAACAACAACUACUACUACUACUACCGCAUCAGUAGUAACAGCAGAACCAGGUCCUCAAUUAAACCGAAUCAGUAGACCUGGUGAUGGAUCAAGCCAGAAGAAUACAUUUGUUAAUGAGAGCGAUAUAAUCACAAUAGAAGCUAAACGAGAUGAUCCCUCACAGGUGUUUCGCAACAUUCGAUCAUAUGAUUAUGAAUGUGUGGCUAGAGGAUGUUCAACAGUAUUUUCUAAUAGAGCACAAUUACAAUCAAAUUUGUUCGGCGAUCGACAUAGAGAGUCAACAAGUUUUGUUGGGCCAGCCGUGUCAUUUGCUCGACCGUUUGAUGAAUUCCUAUCAGGACCAGGGAAUUCAGAUGAGCACAAUGCAAGUGACACUAAACAAGGUGGUAAUAGCAAAUCAUAG
This is a messenger RNA of Adineta ricciae, 438 nucleotides long. NCBI's taxonomy places the organism in Eukaryota, Metazoa, Rotifera, Eurotatoria, Adinetida, Adinetidae. The record is from the annotation of a GenBank genome assembly.